Laetiporus sulphureus 93-53 is the source of this 768-nucleotide messenger RNA. RefSeq lists its product as uncharacterized. The transcript is spliced from 2 exons. The record is from RefSeq and is a predicted model, not a curated record. NCBI's taxonomy places the organism in Eukaryota, Fungi, Basidiomycota, Agaricomycetes, Polyporales, Laetiporaceae. The coding region runs from base 1 to 768 and encodes 255 amino acids.
AUGGAUUUGGAUGACCUCCCGACAUUUGACGUUCCGCUCCCUUCCGAUCCAUACCCAUUUCUGAACGAUGACGGGGCUUACGCGCUUCCCCCACAUCCCAUUCUGGUCACGAUUUCGGAGGACUUCAAGCAAUGGCUACGUUCGACUGCACUACAGGACCAUGCCGUUGACGCGCUCUCACCCGACAUUGCCAAUGCGCUUGUGCUGCUGUGCGACUCUUACCGCAUGGUGUACGUCAGCUCAUGCCCGCCACCGUACUAUCCGCAGCCUCCUCCAAACCCAGCAGACCCCCCUCUUGGCGCGCCACCGACCUUCAUUCCAUCGGCUGACUAUGAUGCUCAGGGCGCUGGCCCGAGUGCCAACGCGACAGCAAACUCGCUUGCGUACGAACCCGAGGAUUACCCCACGCCCGAGUCACUUCCCGCGGAAGAUGCCGGAGACCAGUUGAAAUGCCACUGGAACGACUGUCAGCUCGCCUUCGAGCAACCAAAGCCACACAGCAUCGAGCAGCAUCUCGCGAUAAAGCACUUCGGGGAGACUUUGAAACGUGUCAAGAACGUGAGAUGCUUGUGGAGAGAUCAAGAUGGCCGCAUCUGCAUGAAGAAGAUGAGUUCGGGAAACGUUGGGAGACAUAUCGCGAACAAGCAUCUGAAGACGAGCAAAAGGACCUGUCCUGUGACUGGGUGCCGGAAGACCUACAGCAGAAGUGACGCGUUAAAGCGCCAUAUGGAGGAUAAGCAUCCCGACGUACCAUAUCAUGCUACGUAG